AUGAUGCCAUCUGCAGAUAAGAUUUUUGCGCCUGUUAACUUUUUCCUGGAUGACAUGUCAGCCAACAAAAGUCGUCGAUGGAAACCACUGCAUGUCAUCCAGGCCCAGUCUGCGAUAGUCCCAGUCAACUUACGAUCAAAAUUAGACUUCGUCAGAUUCAUUUCUGCUUCGGAGAGGGUUCCGAUUUUAGAUUUGAUGAAGGUAAUCAAGGAGCAUAUGGAUACAAUCAAAGAGAGUGGAGUUGAAGUUUUCGAUGCUGCUACGAAGUCUGUGAAAUUAGUGAUGACCGAAACCUGCUGUCGCAUUGCCGACUUCACUGAACUUCAGGCGACAGUUAUUUUGGAGAACGGGAGCAAUGUAAAUUUCAUUUACGGUGGUCAAAAAGAGGACACUACGAUAUGCCAAGUUUGUACUCAUGUUCUCAUAAUAUUUGAUUAUUUUCAUUACAGGGACAUUCCAGUUACAAUCCUGCCUUGGAUUUAUUUGGGCCUUGGAAAGCACCUACUCAAAUUCUGCAUUAACAAACUGGAUGACAAAAAGAAAGAAAAACUUGUACUCCACCUACGCUCGAUUGACCAGAGUGACUUUUCAGUCGCUUUUACAUCAGAUAUCACGAAGUAUCUCGAUUCAAGACAGGGAAAAGAUAUCAAACAAUAUCUUCAACUUGCUCCGUUUAACUUCGAUUAUGCCGGGUUGGAGCCAAGGUUCUUGAAAAUGCUUUGCAAACUUGCUACAAUUUCAAAAACCAUAGAUGAAACAAAAAUAUACACAACAGACAGUAUCAUCAAUCUGCAAGAAGAACUUAAUGGAUACUUGAAACAAGUGCAGGAAAAUGCGCCUGAUCUGGGAAAAAAGGUAAAAACACACAUGACCACACACCUCGUAAGUUGGGGGAGGUUUUUGAUGUGCUUAUUGGUGCACUCUUUUAAAUUACAGAUUGAUGACAUAAGAAACCACGGACCUCCAAAGGCAUACCGGAAGGAUCAGUUUGAAAAACUUCAUUGCAAUAUAAGAAAGAUCUUAUUCAAUCAGAAUCAAUUGGCCCGAAGCAGAGACACCGUCCGUCAAAUUGCCGACUGCCAAAUACUGCAACAUAUACUUGAUGGGGGCUAUUUCAAGAAUGGGGGAGAAUGGGUUAGCUGUGGCAGCAAUGUCAGGGCCAUUGGAGAAUACAAAAAAAGACUUGGUUGCGAACUGGUAGCAAAAUCAGCUGCCGACAGCAUUUGCACACGGCCAUCAAAGUUGAUACGGAAAAUAUCGGUGCUCCAUGAAUGCCAAGGUGGACAUUGUGUGGUAAUGGAGAAGAAGGUUAGCAGGAAGGUUGAGCAGAAAAGUGCAAAUGUCUUACAAAAGCUUUUGAAACACAAUGAAGACCACAAUGUCUGGAUUGUUAAUAAAUUCAGACUAAAUCGUUUUAAUACUUGUUGA
Molecule: messenger RNA, 1428 nt
Organism: Lineus longissimus
Lineage: Eukaryota; Metazoa; Nemertea; Pilidiophora; Heteronemertea; Lineidae
Exons: 8
Coding region: 1-1428 (475 amino acids)
Source: RefSeq, a predicted model, not a curated record